AUGGCCCUCAACCAAGACAACGUGCUCGUCUCGGCCGCCGACAAUGGAUCGAUGCAGUUUUGGGAUUGGAAGUCUGGAUACUGUUUCCAAAAACUCCAAACCAUCGUUCAACCAGGUUCACUCGAUGCCGAAGCCGGUAUCUUUGCCUGCACAUUUGAUCGUACCGGUACCAGACUCAUCACCGCCGAAGCCGAUAAAACAAUCAAAGUCUACAAGGAAAUUGAAAAUGCAACAGAAGAAACUCAUCCAAUCGGUAAAGAUUGGAGACCUGGUAGAAAUAUUUCAAAUUAUUAA
This is a messenger RNA of Cavenderia fasciculata, 294 nucleotides long. RefSeq lists its product as uncharacterized. Bases 1 to 294 code for a protein of 97 amino acids. The record is from RefSeq and is a predicted model, not a curated record. NCBI's taxonomy places the organism in Eukaryota, Evosea, Eumycetozoa, Acytosteliales, Cavenderiaceae. Gene Ontology annotation, molecular function: protein binding. The transcript has a single exon. Gene Ontology annotation, cellular component: catalytic step 2 spliceosome; Prp19 complex; precatalytic spliceosome. Gene Ontology annotation, biological process: mRNA splicing, via spliceosome.